Molecule: messenger RNA, 2021 nt
Organism: Penaeus vannamei (Pacific white shrimp)
Lineage: Eukaryota; Metazoa; Arthropoda; Malacostraca; Decapoda; Penaeidae
Gene: Vps2
Product: vacuolar protein sorting 2
Biological process (GO): protein transport; endosome transport via multivesicular body sorting pathway; late endosome to vacuole transport
Cellular component (GO): ESCRT III complex; multivesicular body
Source: RefSeq, a predicted model, not a curated record
AAUAUUUACGUAGAGAACGGACCUCCGGGAAGAAGGUUGACAGUGACUCAUUCUCAUUUGGUGCCAUUGAUAAAAAAUCCCUUGUUUGUUAGUGUUGAAUCAGUUAUCGUCACGUGAGAAAGGUUAGUAACACCGUGUAACAGAGGAGAUAUAGUAAGAGCACAUCAAGGAUGGAUUGGUUGUUUGGCCGUAAGAUGACUCCUGAGGAGAUGCUCAGGAAGAAUCAGCGAGCCUUAAACAAAGCCAUGCGUGAUUUGGACCGAGAAAGAGCAAAGAUGGAGCAGCAGGAGAAGAAGAUCAUUGCGGAUAUAAAAAAAUAUGCAAAGAUGGGGCAGAUGGAUGCAGUUAAAGUGAUGGCAAAAGAUUUGGUGCGGACACGUCGCUACACCAAGAAGUUCAUCAUGAUGAAAGCUCAGAUUCAAGCAGUUUCACUCAAGAUCACUUCCCUGAAGAGUCAGAAUGCUAUGGCAGGAGCUAUGAAGGGAGUUACCAAGGCCAUGAUGAGCAUGAACAAGCAACUGAAGCUUCCACAGAUCCAGCAGAUUAUGCAAGAAUUUGAAAAACAGACAGAGAUUAUGGACAUGAAGGAAGAGAUGAUGAAUGAUGUGAUAGAUGAUGCCAUGGGUGAUGAAGAUGAUGAAGAGGAAACAGAUGCUGUUGUAUCCCAAGUUCUGGAUGAACUAGGACUUCAAAUGACAGAAGGUCUGAGUGACCUCCCAUCAGCAGCCGGUACCAUUGGGAAUCCAACUCCUGCCAACAAGCAGUCUGUUGCAGUAGCAGAUGCAGCUGAUGAUGAUAUUCAGGCCAGACUGGACAACCUUAGGAGAGAGUAAUGCUUGAGCUCCAGACGAAUGAGAGAGAAAUUUAUUAUUUUUGCUAAGUCUUCACUGAAGCUAAAAAAAAGUAUGGUAAUUAGUCAGGCUAAUCCUAUGAAUUCUAGUGUUUGUUGUUAGUUUCUUAGGAAAUUUUAAGUUUAAGCCUUCAGUGAAUCCCAGUAAUUUGAACUUUAUUUUAGUGGUGUAAAGAAAGGAAUCCAAAAUUGCGAAUGAAAAAUAACCCAAAAGAUUUUAAGUGUCCAUAAAAUCUUGGGGUUAGACUUUAGGAAAGAAGGAAUUUGUUCAUUUUGUAAUAUGAUAAUGUCAUCUGUCACAAAUAUUUAACUUGUAACUAAUUUUAAGCAGCAGUAUUACCUAGGUAACUGUCUUCAUCUUUAAAUAUAAUAAAUUGGUAACUAUGAAUAAAGAGAACUUAUUAAAAUAAAUGAAUUGUGCAUUAUAUAAUACACUUGCAGCCUCAGUGUAAUAACUUUGAUGUAGGACCAGGAGUGCAGAAGUUUGAGAGUGACAGUACUGAUUUUCCAUAUUUAGAUGUUAGCUUGUUAUAGGAAGUAAAGUAUUUCCAAGGUGCCUCAUACUUAGGCAGCACUUUUAAGUAACAAAUCAUAAUUUUCAGCUAUAUAUAAAACUUAAAAUCUAGUUUUAAUAUAUGCACCUGUCUUUUUAUCCCCUUUUUUCUAAUAUAUAAAGUAUCAGAGCAUCUAGAUACUGACAGACUUGAAAAAGGAAGAAAAAAAGACCUCAUAAUUCUUGUAAAACGUGCUAGCCAAAAGAAAUUGUACUUACUUUUUACAGAUUUUGUUUGUUUAUGCCACCUGUUUUGUUUGUAACUUGUAUACUUAAAAAGGAAAGUAUCAGUAGUUUUAUAUUUUGAUUUCCAAGGUUAGUCUGAUGACUAUUACAUACUAGAAAAUUAUAUUAGCAUAAGUGUAGGUUUUAUAAUGCAUGAGUGAAUUAGCAAAUAGAAUAUAGCAGUGGCUCUCUUGGCCAAGCUACCAAUAAAAUCUGGUUCAAAGGUCAAAGUUCUGGUUGUAAUUUUUUGAAAGGACUAGGUCAAGUGGAAACACUGAAGAAUAUAUAUGCUUUAAAUGUUAAUACCUAAAGAAAAAAAUGAAUGAUGUGAUUGUUUGUACAUUUUUUUCAGAUUUAGUUGUUAUCACAGAUCAAUAAAUUUUGAAGAUUUUA